AUGAAAUGUGCAUCAGAAAUUUAUGACGUAUUUACCGAUGUCAGGACACUGAUCACUGAAUUGAAUUCCGACUUUGAACAGUAUUACAGAAACUUUACACCAUCUACAGUAUUGAGUCCAUAUACAGAGCAAACAUCAAUUUUCGAUUUAACAGACGAACAUAUAACAUUCAUGUGGUAUCAACUAGUGAUCGAUAUUUUACUGCAUUCAUCUGAGGAAAGUAAUGGUAAAAAUGAAAUGCUAAAUGUUUGCCGAAUACACUACAGAACUAAUGAAACUUACUUAGGCAAAAUCGACGAAUUUGAACGAACUUAUAAGAAAGAAGAUGCAAUUAGUUGGCACACAAAAGAUUCAUUUUUAUAUAAAGUAAUAAAUUUAGCUCUUCAAAAACAAUCUAUAAAUAUAAUUUAUAAAUUUCGUCUUUUUCUCAAAGAUCUUUAUGAUCAAUUAUGCAAAUUACAUAAAAUCUACCGUCAGAUAUUAUUAUGUGAUAAAAGUGAUACAUUAAACGUGUUUCGAACUCAGUGGAUAGCCACAGAUGAAGUUAAAAAAUGUCAGACUAAUAUUGGCGGUUUGACUGCAACGACAACAUUUUUAUCAACAAGUUUUUCGUCUGAAGCGGCUCUUCUUUUUAUUGCUGGUUAUGAAGAGCCAAUUGGACGUUCAGAUAACACUCCAGUGUUAUUUGAUAUAGAUAUUGGCACUACUACUGCCAAACCAUUUGCUUAUCUUCAUCAGAAUUUGAACAGUGAAACAGAAAAAGAAUUACUUCUUUCAAUUGAAUCGACGUUUCGAACUGAGUCAGUAGAGAUAAUAAAUGAUGAAGUACUAACAGUAAUAAAACUGAUAGCAUGCAGUAGUGAUGAAGAUUUUAAUUUGAAAAAUAGCAAACAAAAUUUUAAGAAAAUCUUAGGAAUUGACAGACGACAUCAGGAUAUGAAAUGGGGCUACCUUCUCUUUGUAAUCGGUGAAUAUAAAUUAGCCGAACAGCAUUACAAAAUUUUACUUGCGAAACUUACCGAAAACGAUUUAAAUUAA
Didymodactylos carnosus is the source of this 1038-nucleotide messenger RNA. NCBI's taxonomy places the organism in Eukaryota, Metazoa, Rotifera, Eurotatoria, Philodinida, Philodinidae. The record is from the annotation of a GenBank genome assembly.